GAAAAAGAAGGCUAAAACAGAUACCAGCUAAUCAACUCAAAUAGACGUGACGUAAAGAUAAAAAAGCGAAAAUGUCUACUGCCGGAAUGGGAAGACAAAGCCGUCUCUGUGUCAUACUGGUAAAAGUAGGAACACCAGUAGCAAGAGCAGUAUUCGAGAAACGUGUCAAAGAUCUCACUCCGCCUAACCACGAUCCAUCUCCUUGGACAGUUGACGAUUUUCUUUCAGAAAACAAGCCAAAAAUAAGAUCGAUGAAGCUUAAAAGUCAGAUGUGGUCGAAGAUGUUCCCCGUUCAGUCACAUGUGAUAAGGUUAGAACAAUGGGACUUAGCACUGCUGUGUAGGAUUUUAACUGAAUGCUGUGACCUUCGGCCAGAUAUUAGACUUGAUAUUUACCAGUUACGAAAAUUACGCAAUAAACUUUUUCAUAUGAGUGAACCGAGUAUUGAUGAUCACAAAUAUCAGCAUUAUUUGGCUAAACUGAAGGUGAGUUUCGAUAGAUGUCUUAAAGAAACAAACGAUGAUGUUUUCACGACAGAAAUGGAUAAAAUGUUUGAGGAUCUUGAACAUGGACAGUUUUCACAAGUUGAUGCAGAAGAAGUGAUGGAAAUGUUGCAGUUCAUGCAGGAAGAAACAAACGAAAGAUUCUAUGAACUUGGACAAAACCAACAAUCGACGAAUGAGAGACUUGAUGACCUGUUACAAAAAGUUGAAGUGUUAACAACAAGUUUAGAGUCUGUAAACAAGCUUAAAGUUCCUGAAUCUGGUGCAAAAAUAGAAGUAAGGAACUGUUGUUUAGAAAAAGACAAUGAAAUUUCCAAACUUAUGAUACAAUGUUUCGAAGAAUGCAUUGAUGAUGAUGAUGGUGAAGUUUCUGAAAGUUCAACAACUUCCCACGCUAAGUGUAAAGAAGCAGUGCACAAAAUGUAUACAAAACUUUUGUCCAAGGGCUAUAAAGUCAUAGACGCACACAAAGAAUGUGUUUUUCUUCAUAUACAGUGUUCUUCAAUGGCAUCAUUAAUGUCAUAUUUUCACGACUAUGUCAGUGGACAACUUGCUCUUGAGUUAAAAAUAGCAGAGGACACCAUUAGAACGAUUGAUGGGUGUGAGGAUAUAGCGUUGGAAAUUGUGAUAAACACUGAGGAAAUACUGGAAACAAUAAAUGGAAUUGUUACGACAGUUUCCGAGUUAAUGAAAACUGAAGGAAUUCUAUCACAGACAGCAGAAGAAGAAAUCCAAUCAAAAAGGAAAAUUGUGGAAACGGGCUGUGCAGAGCAAGGUAUCCAGGACGACACAACAAAUUUCCAGACCUCGGUGACAAGCAAUAGAGUCCGACAUAGCGAAAGAAUUACGACAGUUUCCGAGUUAAUAAAAACCGAAGGAGUUCAUACACAGAUAACAGAAGGAGAAAUCCAAUCAAAAGGGAAAUAUGUGGAAACAGAUUAUGCAGAGCCAGGUAUGCAGUACGACACUGCUGAUUUCAAGACCCCAGUGACAAGCAAAAUAUUCAGACAUAGGGACAGAAAUAAGCGGCACCUGUACGAGAAUGAAAAACUUUGUGUCACAAAGGAGCGUGUUUAUUGGCUGAAAGCUCUGAAAGGACUUUCGAUUACAAAAGACGUAGUACUGCCGCUUGUUUCGUCAAUCUUCAGGCAGUUCUAUAACAACUGUACUGUCAAUGAACGAGGUCACAUUCAACAUCUGCUUACCAUUGCAAGUAAUCGUGAUACCUAUAAACAGGUAACGGGAGUACAGACAGGCCCUAACGUUUGGGAUGUCAACUGCUCCGACUGCAAGCCCUUACUGAUGAAACUACUGCGGGCUCACUGGAAACCAUCACAAAUUGAGUGGGGUAACAUUGGUGCUGGAGGGGUAGAUGACUAUUGGAAGAUUGCGAAGCUGUUUAUGCCAUGUGGAAACAAGGACAGUAGGGGGGACCUGAAGACACAAACAUUUCGGCAAUUUUCGAACUCUUGAGAAACUUCAAGAUUGACAACUUUAAUCAGGAAGCGACAGAUUUGAAUCAGCUGAUAAGAGACGGAAAUGAGCUGGUACAUUCACCUGACAAUGAGAUACCUGAGGAGAAAAUGAAUGAUAUUUUCAAACACAUAUUCAAAUUCUUGGAGAGCAACAGACUGGGUGAAGGAAACACAACGAACGUCAGAAUAGAAUUAGAACAGCUUCAGAAAAAUGUAUCCAACAAAGACGAUCCAAUGUACAGACAGGUUCUACAGAUACAACACAUGAGACUCGAGUUUGAUGAACAGGAAAAUGUAAAAAGAGACGAUAUCUUUAAAAAGAUUAAUCAGAUAGCGGAAGAGCUAAAAAUAGAAAAAGAUAGAAUGGAGAGGGAAAUCAAAGAAUUAACGGCAAUGCUAGAAAUGAAAGAUCUCGAUCUAUUUGCAAAAAAUGUUGAACUGAUGAAGAUGAAAAGCCAUAAGAAACGUAUUGCGGAAGAGAGUCUAGGCCUAGCGGAGCGUAUUUUGGUAGGGUCAGCAACUGGAGGAACAGUAGGGCUGCUCAUAGGACCGAUAGGAGCUGUUGCUGGUGCGACAGGGGGUGGGGUAGUUGGGUUGAUGUCCUAUUUGUGGGACAAGAUUACAAAGUAAUAAAAAGCUGUAUGUAUUACAAAAAUACAAUACCAAAAAAGCAGAUUGAAAAUUAUAUGCUGGACUUUUCAUUCGUUUUCUUCUUUUUUUACCUUUUUCGACACCUAUACUAUUCAAUUUAUUAUAUAAUAGAGUUCCGGUUAAUAAUUUGGUGACGUGUGUUGCACAUUUCGUUACCUCUUAUAAGCAAACAAAAUCAGUCAAAGUAUGCUGUGAUUAUGUUCCAAGAACGCAGCCUCCAUGACAUCAGAACCACAUUUAGCUGUGUAUAUAUUUAUACAUGACAUACAUAUACCCUGUAGUGCAUAGGCA
Messenger RNA from Mercenaria mercenaria, 2920 nucleotides. RefSeq lists its product as uncharacterized. NCBI's taxonomy places the organism in Eukaryota, Metazoa, Mollusca, Bivalvia, Venerida, Veneridae. The record is from RefSeq and is a predicted model, not a curated record. Bases 72 to 1976 code for a protein of 634 amino acids. The transcript has 9 exons.